Benincasa hispida (wax gourd) is the source of this 765-nucleotide messenger RNA. RefSeq names its product auxin-responsive protein SAUR32. Lineage: Eukaryota; Viridiplantae; Streptophyta; Magnoliopsida; Cucurbitales; Cucurbitaceae. The record is from RefSeq and is a predicted model, not a curated record. Gene Ontology annotation, biological process: response to auxin.
GCAAAAACCUCACCAAAAACAUCCUCUCUACACAAACACUUCAAAAUUCUUUCAAUUUCUUCUCCCAUUCAUUCCUCUAAUUCUUUCCCUCCUCUCUUCCCAAUUUCCUUCUAAACCUUCACCAUCACCCCUACUUUUUUCCUCUCUAAUUUUCAGUUUACUUUCACAAAUAAUCUUGCCAAAUUAAAAGUUUUUUUUAAAAAAAAAAAAAAAAAAAAAUGGGAAGUGGAGAGAGAAGUCAAGGGAAUUUCAAGGAUGUCCCAAAGGGUUGUUUGGCUAUCAAAGUUGGCCAUGAAAGUGAAGAAAAGCAAAGAUUUAUAGUGCCUGUCAUGUAUCUCAAUCAUCCUUUGUUCAUUCAGCUGCUCAAGGAAGCUGAGGAAGAAUAUGGAUUUGAUCAAAAGGGAACCAUCACUAUUCCUUGUCAUGUGGAGCAAUUUAGGUAUGUUCAAGCCUUGAUUGAUCAAGAAACCUCCUUUCAUCACCACCACUAUCAUCACCUCUAUGUUCCUUGUUUUAGGGUUUGAUUUUUCGUUCAAAAACAAAAAAAAUUAUUCAAUAUGACCGUCACAUUUUGACUCUCUAACUCUCCUUCUAGAGAUGUCAGAGGGUUAAUUUCUACUUUAAUUUUUUUUACUUUCUUAAAUGUUGUCGGUCAAGUUGUUUUCAUUAGUCUCCUCGAAUAAAUUCUCGAGUUGUUCGCAUUUUCUCCCAUUUUAGGGUUUUUCUUUUUUUUUUUUUUUUGUGUAAAUUUGAGUAAAUGUGUGG